This is a messenger RNA of Zerene cesonia (dogface butterfly), 4524 nucleotides long. Its product is annotated as transcription factor glial cells missing 2-like. Gene Ontology annotation, cellular component: nucleus. The transcript is spliced from 4 exons. NCBI's taxonomy places the organism in Eukaryota, Metazoa, Arthropoda, Insecta, Lepidoptera, Pieridae. Gene Ontology annotation, biological process: gliogenesis; regulation of transcription by RNA polymerase II. Gene Ontology annotation, molecular function: RNA polymerase II cis-regulatory region sequence-specific DNA binding; DNA-binding transcription activator activity, RNA polymerase II-specific. The record is from RefSeq and is a predicted model, not a curated record. The coding region runs from base 140 to 1504 and encodes 454 amino acids.
UAUGAGCUUUCGACGCGUUGACUGCAUGUGUGCUUUUGCAGGGUUUAAAAAUAGUUAUUGAUAAAUACGUGCUGUGGGUGAUUGUGAUAUUCGUUGUAUAUGGACAUUGUGUUGAUUUCCUGACUUUACAUUUUUGGAGAUGGUUAUCCUCACCAGGAGUGCGGACAUGUCAGAGGGACAAGCCACACCCGAAUGGGAUAUAAACGACGCCGUGGUCCCCAGAGUGACGCAUUUCGACACAUUCGGCGAGUGGUGCGACGGUCACGUGAGGAGGGUCUACCCUCCCGGCUGCGAGGAGGCUAGGAGACAUGCGUCAGGAUGGGCCAUGAGAAACACGAACAACCAUAAUGUCCAUAUCUUGAAGAAAAGCUGUCUAGGCGUCCUAGUAUGUUCCACGAGGUGUCGACUGCCCGACGGCUCGCGAGUCCAUUUGCGACCUGCAAUCUGUGAUAAAGCUAGAAAAAAGCAACAAGGUAAGCCGUGUCCAAAUCGCCUGUGCAACGGUGGCAGAUUGGAAGUACAACCGUGUCGCGGUCAUUGCGGAUACCCAGUCACACAUUUCUGGAGACAUACGGAACAUGCAAUAUUCUUCCAAGCAAAAGGCUCUCACGAUCAUCCCCGACCAGAGGCGAAGGGGGCGAGUGAAGUGAGGCGGUCACUCGGCGCCGGCAGAAGAGUGCGCGGCCUAGCUUUACUACUAGCCAGAGAAGCAGCAAUCGCCGACAAAAUAUUAAAUGUUAAGCCCGAAAAGCAAAUGCCACAGAAAACAAAUGCACAUCUUCAACCACCUCCGCUAAUACCAGAUAACCAAAGAGCACUAACUUGUACAUGCGGUCCAUUCGAGUGCAGCUGCCGGUGGCGUCCUGAAAUGCCAAAUGAGACAUUUGCGCCCUCAACGUGGCCUUCGACGGAACACCAAACUUAUAAUACUUACAUCACACCUUCAAUACAAACCUCACACCAACCGCAACAAACAUACGACCCUAGUGCAUUGCCCUCCGACGACAUUUUCCAUCCUGAAGAAAUAUUCCAACUAGACCAGCCCAUACGCCUCGACUUCCCCAUGGAAGAAAACACCUUAGAAUCACCUCCUACGUUCGCUGAUCUGAACAGCGAAAAUUCUAGACCUGAAGAUUCAUAUUGGUUCGAAUGGCAACGGGCGGCUGGAGGAUCGGAUACCAGUGAGACAUCGUCACCAGAGCUCUUUGGGAAUGGAUACCAACAAAUGGAACCCUACUGUGAUCAACAGGCGUACACGCAUCAACAGUUUUAUCCCGAAGAAGCGCAAUACUAUCCCGUUGAUAAUACACGAGAAUCCCCAGUUAUGGAAAUGGAAGAUCAACGGUACUAUAGGUACGGUCAGGAUUGUUCACAAAGUAACCUAGAGAUGCAAGGAUGGAACUACACGGACUGCGCCUUCACCCCUCACAAUAUGCCGGAAUGCAAACAGUACUACGACGUCCAACACACGCAGUCCGUAAAUGCGUUUAGUGGUCUAUUAUAAUUCGCUGUUAUUAGAAGAAUUUAUUUGUACAUAGCUUGUUAUUGUGUAUAUUGUAAAUAGAGUUAUUCCUUGUUCUUGUAAUUAGGCUUUGAUUUUGUGUUGUAACUAUUAAGUGAUGUUAGUUCCUUUUUCUGGACCCUUCAUAUUUGUUAUUGAAGCUGGAUUGAAUAGAAUGAAUUCGUUUUAAGGAGAAAAUAAAAGCGCAUUUUUAUAAAAUGUCUAUUUAUUGUAUAUAAAAAUUACAUUAAAAUUGUCAAUUUUACAUUUCUUUUAUUUUCUAAAGAUAAAAUUGGUCACUACAAAAUAGUCCACGAAGCGAUUACACGAUAAAAUGUAUUAUGCAUUCGUAAUCGCAAAAUAUAAUAUGUACCUCGAGUUGUCCAUACGACUAUAACUUUAAACAAUAUCGAUAACAAUAUACCAAAAAUGCGUUAAUAUUUCGACAGAGCGAUUGAUCGACCGCUCUGUCCGCACUCCGCCAGCUGCAUGCGCAGAGCCCGUAGCCGCUACACAGAGAAGCGCGCAAUGGAAAUAUUAAAACAGUUUUGUUCCAACAUCUCAUCUCAACAAACAAGUAUUUACAAUAACGAUACCUGUUUAUACAAGAUAUUAUUGUGUAUUUAUAUGCUCAAUAAAAGGACAAAAAUCAUAUCAGAUUGACAAUUAUUGUGAACUAUAGCAAAUUGUGUGUAUUAAUAAAAACCUUAGAGCUAACAAUAGACAAAUAGAUUAACAUUAUUUAAUCACAAAGCGAUAUCACGUAACGGCUUUUUUUAAUAUUGCAAAAUAGGGCCACAAAAUUGAACAAUUUAAUGUAAUUACACCUUAGAUAUCAACGUUCAUUACUAUAGGCCCUAUCAAUUAUUAUAUAGAGAUGACGUAUUAAGCCCUUCUGUUUACGGGGGUGAGGAGAGCACAGCACGCACUAUCACAGCAUUCGACAAAGCCGACUGAUGCCUCUAACCUUCCUAUAUAAUCCAUGGCAGUAAAUUAUACCUAUACGUUACCAGAUUAGAGACACUCUAAGCCCAGAAAUGGCUCAUAUUAAGGCCACAAACAAAUUUCAAUUCGAAGCGAUGCCCUCUUCUUUAACGUAACGUUUUGCGCAUCAUUCUAUAUUUUAUAAGAAAAAUUACGGACGCAAGAAACCUGUGCUUUGAUAAAAGGACUAGUUCCUAUAUGACACCUUAUAGUAACAUAAAAUCUUGUAUUCCAUAAUGCCUUGUCAAGGAAUCGAUAAAAAUAUCAUGUAGGAACUAUUUCCUUGUAAUUUACCAGUGAGUAAAUACUUGUUAAUAUUUCAAAUAAACUACAGCUAGAACGAUAGAACUAUCUAGAAGUUAGAGUUUAAUUUGAAGCGAGAUCGUUCACGUAAGCGUUUCCGUUUGCUGAAGCCUAAACGCUUAUAGUAAGUGUAGAGUAGUGGACAGAAGUCCUAUUAAUACUAUGACUUAGGUAUCAAUAUAGACUUAAAAGUUAGGACAAACAUUGAAGAUGAAAAGCGACACUACCUACAGCUGUAUUUAGACACGUAGCUAUAACAUUUUUUUAUCUUCAUAAAAUUAAUUACGUUUUAAUCAUUACAUUUUGUGCUUUAUAUAUAAAAAAAAAUUAAUUUGAUAUCGUUAGAAGUAAGUUAAAAGAAUUUCUUGAAUAAAAUAUUAGUGACAUCGUUAAUAAAGUUUAAGAGGAACACAUAACACAACGCAAAUAUAAAAAUAAAAUAUGGUGAUGCAAAACAACGCUAAUUAAGCUGAAAAGCGACUAAAAUCAUAAUUUGUACUAUAGAAGAAAACACGAAUUUAAAUUCGAGCGACCGCCUCCAGACUCCCAUAAUAAUUAAACCCCUUCCUUCCCUCUAAGCUUACUUAUUCAAUACUAAAACUAAACAUAAUUUCAUCUGCAUCAAUCUUAUAUAGUUCAAAUGAGACAAAAUAUCAUCAUUGCCAGAUUAUUGUUUUAUGUUACAUUCAUUUUGAACGAACCAAUCAAACAAUAAAUUAAUUAAAAUGUUUGUCUUUAAAUUAAAUAAACAAAAAAAAAUUAAAACAAUAUAUAUUUUUUUUAAAUACAAUAAUUAAAUAAAGUGUUCCAUGUUCGUUUCUAAUUCGUGGAAGACUAUCUAGGUGGAAUAUUUCCAAUGAUAUAUCUUAUAUAUAAUACAAUAUUUAUCGUAAUUGCGGACACGUAAAUCAUGAUACAGAAAUGAACUAAAAAAUAAUUGUUAAGGAUAAUUUCCAAACAAUUUUUUUUUUAUGAUUUCAAAUAAAACCGCUGUACCCACAUUUCGAUAAUAAUGUGAUUCAUUAUAAUAUAAUAUUGUUUGUUGAUAAACUUUAAAUAUACAUGUCUAUACUAAUACAUAUAAUAAACAGGUAAAGUUUGUGAAUUUAUGGGUUGGUGACGUUGUAGAGGGCGAAUUAUGGAUCUAUUGAACUGAUUUAAAUAUGCUUUCAUCAAUGGAUAGCCACGUCAUCUGUGAGUGUCACAUGCUAUAUUUUAAUUUGUUUAUAUCCCGGGUCAACCCAGGCUGAGCCAGGACGACCGGCCAGUGAUAUGUAUUAUGAAUGGAUGUAUAAUAUUUUAUUCCUUUUUCAUUUUUAUGACUCUAGAACUUUCCAUACAACAAAUUCAGUUUUUUUCAAAAACAGCAUAAUAGACGGAUCUCCGAAGAUUUGAUAGACAAAAACCAUAUGCAUAUAAACCGUUUUAUAUCAGACAUUUGCUCCUUUAUAGAUGCAGUAUUGUAUUUUUUAUUAUACAAUAAUUUUAUAAGUGUUAAAUCUUCGAACAACUUUGAUCCUUACAGCGAUGUACAUUAGAUAAUAAAUUUGUAUAACACAACACAUUUAACAUUUUACGUUGAUAAGUAAAACACCCUCCAAUAUAGAAUGUGAAGGAAAAUAAAGAGUUUGAAAGGUUAUAAAGACAGACAGAGAUGCAAGAUACGCGUACUUUCCCUGUCUAAGUACAUCUGUAACAAAAUAAUUCAUCUCUUGAGGCAAUUUAAUUUUUUUUUU